Messenger RNA from Olea europaea var. sylvestris, 1059 nucleotides. RefSeq lists its product as uncharacterized. Gene Ontology annotation, molecular function: nucleic acid binding; RNA-DNA hybrid ribonuclease activity. The transcript has 2 exons. The record is from RefSeq and is a predicted model, not a curated record. Gene Ontology annotation, biological process: DNA integration. The coding region runs from base 1 to 1059 and encodes 352 amino acids. Lineage: Eukaryota; Viridiplantae; Streptophyta; Magnoliopsida; Lamiales; Oleaceae.
AUGAACGGUUCAGCUAGAGACAUAGGUUCGGGAGUUGGAGUAGUCUUGGUCAGCCCAGAAGGUCACAAAUUGAACUCAACUGUCAGGUUCGGAUUUAAGGCCGCCAACAAUGCUGUUGAAUAUGAGGCGCUUAUCGCAGGCCCAAGAUUAGCAAAAGAAAUGCAAGUAAAGAGGCUGCGUAUCAACAGUGACUCCCAGCUAGUGGUAUGCCAAGUGAAUGGCAGUUUUUCAGCUAGGGAUAAAAUCAUGGCCUCUUACCUGAAGAUGGUGAUGAACCUCCUCCCAUCUUUUGAAAGAUUUGAAAUAAUACAGAUCCCUCGCCUCGAGAACACACAUGCAAAUGCACUCUCCGCGAGCAGCAAGGACUCCGAACUACUUGCAAUAGUACCAAUUGAGCACCUCCUCGUGCCGUCUACCGAGGCUCCUAAAGUGAUGUGGGUCGGAGGCACCCCCACCUGGAUGCAACCAAUUAUAGCCUACCUAAAGGACCAGGUCCUGCCUACUAACAAAGAUGAGGCCUACAAACUGAGAAGGAGAUCGGCUCAUUUCCUCUUCAUUGAUGACGUACUCUACAAAAUGAGAUUUUCCUCCCCACUUCUUCGCUGCGUGAGGGGAGACGAGGCCACUUACAUCCUGAGGAAAAUCCACGAAGGUAGGCAACCUUCGCAGGAGCUAACCACCGUCUCCAGCCCAUGGCCCUUCUCCAAGUGGGGGAUGGAUCUGAUAGGUCCUUUGCCUAAAGGUAGAGGAGGUGCGAACUUUGCCAUUGUGGCCAUUGAUUACUUUACGAAGUGGGUUGAGGCCGAACCACUAGCAAAAAUUGCAGAAGCAAACACUUCCAAAUUCUUUUGGAAGAACACCAUAUGCCGGUUCGAAAUUCCCUACUCCGUAGUUUCAGAUAAUGGAAGGCAGUUCGACAAUAAGAAGGUCAGGAACCUAUGCGAAGAACUUGGAAUCAAGAAGCACUUCUCAACGCCUCAUCAACCUCAAGCCAAUGUCCAAGUUGAGGCUGUAAACAAGACUGUCAAACAUGUCCUCAAAAGGAAGCUGGAUGCCUAA